AUGCCUGAUGCAACACUGAGGGAUCUUCACAAGCAGGAGCGACAAUUGUGGAAAACCUUGGAGACGAUUCAGGCAUUCACGGUAGCGGAUGGGACGGAUCGCGAUGAGCAUCAGAUCGAGGUGAGGCUCGCCAUGCUGGAAGGUGUAUUGAACAAAUUUUAUAUAGUGAGGAGACAGAUUGAAGCGGCGGCAGAAAGUGCAGCAGAGAAGCCUGAAAGCAGUGAGGAAGAUCGAGAUGAAAAAGAUUUCCGUGUCUUCUCCAACUUCGAGAAUCUGUACUACGACAUCAAAUCUGCGCUGAUCCGUCUACGAUUCCAACACAGUCCGUGUUCCAGUUCUAUUGUUCACUCGUCAAAUCCAACAGCACCGACAUCAAGGGUGCGUUUACCUGACAUCAAACUUCCAACAUUUUCUGGACAGUUAAUGCAAUGGGUAACUUUCCGAGACACGUUUCGUUCCCUAAUCCACGACAAUCAUGCAUUGUCAGCCAUUGAUAAAUUCACCUACUUACGCACUUCACUGACGGGUGAAGCACUACAAGAGAUUGGUGCCAUCGAUCUCACUGCUGUGAAUUAUGAAGUGGCGUGGGAUACUUUAGAAAAGCGGUAUGACAAUAAAAAACUAAUUCUGAAAACUCAUCUGGACGUGUUAUUUGCAGUGGAACCAGUAAAAAGAGAGCAGUUUGAAUCACUAAACCAUCUACUUUGCACAUUUGAUAAAAACCUUCAAAUGAUCAACAAGAUCGGGGUAUCGACAAGAGAAUGGUCAGUAUUACUUGCUUACAUUUUAAACUCCAAGCUCGAUCCUAUAACCCGUAGAAGUUGGGAAUCGCACCACAACAGUAGAAAUUUUGUGAAAUAUGAAGAAUUAUUAGAAUAUCUCCGUGAUCAUUGCGCAGUCUUGCAGUCGAUCAGUCCGUCUUCAAACUUCGAACGCCAACAAGCCAAAUUAAUCUCUAGCCACACGAUUUCAGUGGAUGUUGGGUGCAAUUUUUGUGGUGGGUCAAGACAUAGCGUUUUCCAAUGUACAGUAUUCCGGCGGAUGAGCACGGAUAACCGCAUUGCAGCUGUUAAAACAAAUAAGCUCUGUUUCAAUUGUCUGGCAUCGGGACACAUAGUUAAUAAAUGUAGCAAGGGUUCCUGCUCAAUUUGUAAAAAUAAACAUCAUACAUUACUGCACGAUGCCUUUUCAACUCAGCAAUUAUCAGGACAAACGACGACACGACCUCGCACAGCUUCACGCGACUUGACGAGACCUUACGCGACCUCACACGACUUGACGAGACCUCACGUAGCGAACUUUCAACGUACUUCACCACCACAAUUUAAGUCACAAAGUCAGAACCCUGCCACACCAACUCAAUCCACACGACACCUUACACAAACUCUUGCUCAAGGCAGCAUCUCACGACCCGCCACAGACAAUACAGCAUUAUGCAAUCAAUCUCUCACACCGUCAGACUCAAGACAUUAUUCUCAAGACGUUCUAUUAUCGACUGCUAUUGUACGCAUCCGUGAUCAACACGGCCAUGAACUACCAGCGCGAGCGUUGCUGGAUAGCGCGUCUCAGCGAAAUUUGAUGACGACAGCAUUUGCCCAGAAAUUAAGGUGCAAACGUAUUGCAAGCUAUUUGAGGGUUAAAGGAGUUGGAUCAUCAGAGACAAUAUCCACGAACGCAGUGCUAGCUACAGUCUCCUCGUUUUCUUCGCAAAACACGCAGUACUCGGAGGUCAUGAGUUUUCACGUGCUAUCCAAAGUCACGUCGAUUGUACCAUCUAAACAAAUAGACACACAGCAUAUUACAUUUCCAACCGAACUUGAACUGGCUGAUCCGCUCUUCAAUACGCCCGGGCCCAUCGAUGUAAUCAUAGGGGCUGAACAUUAUUAUGAACUCCUAUCAGAAGGAAAAAUGAAAUUAGGUCACUAUGGCCCUAUUAUUCACAACACUGUUUUCGGUUGGGUGGUAUCAGGUGUAGUCGAUAUUGAAUCAGCAGGUUUACCCACAGUAGUCGUUCAUACCAGUUCCGUGGAAUUAGACCAAUCAUUUGAUCUUCGAGAUCAGUUAUCCAAAUUCUGGGAUCUGGAAGAGUGUCAUGUCAAAACAGCCCUUUCAGCUGAAGAAGCAGCAUGCGAAAAAUGGUUCAAAACCACGACAUUCCGCGAUUACACUGGAAGAUUUAUUGUAACUUUGCCGAAAAGGCAAGAAUUAAUUCACAAGCUCGGUGAUUCAAGAGCAACCGCCAUCAAGCGAUUCCUUGGGAUGGAGAAGCGUCUCCAAGCAAACGCCGAAUUGCAAACCAUGUAUGGCGAUUUCAUCGAUGAAUAUCAGCAGAUGGGUCACAUGGUAGAAGUAGAGGAGGAUACUGGUGAAUAUGUAUACUAUUUACCACAUCAUGCCGUAAUCAAGCCUGAUAGUUCAACAACGAAGCUAAGGGUUGUUUUUGACGCCUCAUGUUCGACUUCCACCGGUGUGUCGUUGAACGAUAUUUUAAUGGUCGGACCUGUGGUACAGAACAGCUUACUUACCAUAAUUAUGCGCUUCCGCCUACAUAGAUACGCUGUGGUUGCCGAUAUUGCAAAAAUGUAUCGCAUGGUCAAUGUCAACCCUAAAGAUCAUAAUCUACAACGGAUUCUCUGGAGAAAAUCACCCUCGCAUCCUAUUCGAACCUAUCGACUAACAACCGUGACUUACGGAACUGCUAGCGCUCCAUACUUGGCUACCAAAUGCUUGCAAACACUGGCAGAAUCCGGAAAGAUUUCUCAUCCGGUUGCUUCGAACGUCGUUGGAAACGACUUGCACGUUGAUGAUUUACUGUCAGGCGGUGAUUCCGUUGAAGAAGCACAGGAACUGGUGGCAGAAACCUGUGAUUUGUUGAAUACCGCUGGUUUUACUUUACGAAAAUGGAAAAGCAAUCAUGACGCAGUGUUGGACGGUGUUCCUGCAGAGCUUUGCGACGAUAGAAUGGCGAAAGAGCUGGAUUCAUCGAGUGCGACGGUUAAAACACUAGGUCUCGUAUGGGAGCCAGUAACGGAUGAUUUCCGCUUCAAAACACCGCAAUGGCGCAACGAACCGUCUAUUACCAAACGAAUGGUGCUAGCAGACACUGCUCGAAUUUUUGACCCGCUUGGUUUAAUCUCACCCGUAGUGGUAUUAGCAAAAAUCUUUCUUCAGGAGUUGUGGAAAGAACAAACUGCCUGGGAUGCAACCUUAUCUGAACCGAAGCAAAAGUAUUGGUUAGAGUUUAGGAAAAACAUGACCAGUCUUGAAGACAUCAGAGUCCCAAGAUGGAUUGGGUAUGGUAGACAGGCAGUAAUGGAGCUUCAUGGUUUCUGUGACGCCUCUGAGAAGGCGUACGGGGCCUGUAUCUACGUGCGUACUAUUUGGAAAGAUACGACCGUCACUGUACGUCUGUUAACGUCUAAAUCAAAGGUGGCUCCAUUGAACGACCUGAAGCGUAAGCAGAGAAAACAGUCCAUUCCUAGACUAGAAUUAUCCUCAGCGUUAUUACUAUGUCAUCUUUAUGAGAAAGUAAAGAGUAGUCUGCCACUCGCCGUAGAAUGUCAGUUCUGGACUGACUCAAUGAUAGUCUUAUAUUGGAUAAAAUCUUCUCCGUCUCGAUGGCAGCCGUUUGUAUCAAACAGAGUGGCUGAGAUUCAGCAGGUAACCACAGACAGCAAAUGGGAACACAUUGCUGGGGUAGAAAAUCCCGCAGACGUAAUCAGUCGCGGCAUGGUUCCAGCUCAACUAAAAAAUUUCUGUCUAUGGUGGAGUGGUCCACUAUGGUUGAAACAAAAUCGCUCAACAUGGCCGCAAGCUGACGUCACAUCAUCUGAAGAUCUUACCUCAGCGCUCCAGGAGCAGAAGGCGACAGUAUCCCUUCCAUUGCAGGUGACUCCAUCUAACGACCUAUUUUCGUUGCGCUCAUCAUUGUUAUCCCUCGUUCGAUUGAUUGCACUUCUGUACCGAUUCGUGCAUAACGCAAAUCCCGUUAACCGAAAUAAUAAAUUUCAUGGGUUCAUCACGUACAAAGAACAUGAAUCGGCAUUACUGAAAUUAGUGCGACUGUCGCAGACUGAAUGUUUUCCCACGGAAAUGAGCGAACUUGCAAAUAGUGACCAGGUUAAAGAGUCAUCGAGAAUCAAUGCACUGAAUCCAAUUUUAAUAGAUGGAAUAAUACACGUUGGUGGCCGACUACAUAAUGCGACAGUUUCAGCAGGAAGAAAGCAUCCCAUCAUUUUAGAUCAUCGUCAUCCGUUAACAAAGCUUAUUAUGCGCCAUUAUCAUCAUAAGUUCUUUCACGCUGGACAACAGCUUCUGAUAUCGUGCGUUAGAGAACGCUUUUGGCCAUUGAAUGCCCGUCGCAUUGCACGUCAGAUAAUACACGAAUGUGUGCCAUGCUUCAGAUGCAAACCCAAGGUGGAAGAUCAGUUGAUGGCUGAUUUACCACAGGAGAGGGUGAAUCCAGCGCCAGCCUUUCUGAAGGUAGGCGUCGAUUAUUGUGGACCCUUCCUCAUGUCCUACCCAGGUCGAAAGAUUAAGCCUUCGAAAUGCUUUGUUGCCAUGUUCGUAUGUCUUGUUACCAAGGCUGUCCAUAUGGAAGUUGUUUCAGACCUUACCACACAAGCCUUCCUCGCUGCACUAAAGCGAUUCAUUGCGCGUAGAGGCAAACCACAGAUAAUAAUGUCGGAUAAUGCCAAAAAUUUUGUUGGAGCGAAAAGAGAAAUUGAUGAGUUGGCAAAAAUGUUCAAGAACCAACAAUUUCAAGAGACGAUGACGAGACACCUGAUCAACGAUAGAAUUGAAUUUAAAUUUAUACCAGCGAGAUCACCCAACUUCGGUGGCCUUUGGGAGGCAGCCGUUAAAUCGUUUAAAGGCCAUUUCAAAAGGACGAUUGGCACGCGUACUCUCCAUCACGAUGAAUUCGCCACCACCAUUGCUCAAAUUGAGGCGUGUUUGAACUCACGGCCAUUAACACCGCUUAGCAGCGAUCCCAAUGACUUGGAAGUACUUACCCCAGGUCAUUUCAUUGUACAACGACCCCUUAUGUCUAUAGCGGAGCCGUGUCUAGAAGGAAUAGUAGAAAAUAGACUAUCCAUGUGGCAAAGAUCGCAACAUUUCGUGCAGCAAGUGUGGAAAAAGUGGUCGUCAGAAUAUUUAUCGACUCUGCAUAGUCGAUCGAAAUGGACCCGACGUCGCAACAACCUGGCCAUCGGAACGAUGGUGCUUUUGAAGGAGGAAAAUUUACCUCCUCUCAAAUGGCAGCUAGGUCGUGUAACAAAAAUUUACACCGGAAGCGAUGGAAAUGUACGGGUCGCCGUUGUACGAACGAAGGACGGAUCAUACGAAAGAGGAAUUUCCAAAAUUUGCGUCCUACCCAUCGAAGAAAACCAACCAUCUCCACAAAAAGAGAUCUAG
Molecule: messenger RNA, 5415 nt
Organism: Toxorhynchites rutilus septentrionalis
Lineage: Eukaryota; Metazoa; Arthropoda; Insecta; Diptera; Culicidae
Exons: 1
Coding region: 1-5415 (1804 amino acids)
Biological process (GO): DNA integration
Molecular function (GO): zinc ion binding; nucleic acid binding
Source: RefSeq, a predicted model, not a curated record